Molecule: messenger RNA, 3084 nt
Organism: Grus americana (Whooping crane)
Lineage: Eukaryota; Metazoa; Chordata; Aves; Gruiformes; Gruidae
Gene: ABCG5
Product: ATP binding cassette subfamily G member 5
Exons: 14
Coding region: 233-2170 (645 amino acids)
Biological process (GO): cholesterol homeostasis
Cellular component (GO): plasma membrane
Molecular function (GO): ABC-type transporter activity; ATP binding; ATP hydrolysis activity
Source: RefSeq, a predicted model, not a curated record
UUGUCCCCAGUGUGUUCUUGUGGGGGCGAGGACGCUUUCUGCUCCCCGUUUCAGAGCUGGAGGAGGCACUUCCCCAGUUGGCGAGCGCUUGGGGCAGCAACCUGCUCGGACCCGGGGACAGUGGGAAGCUGCCCCUGCCCAGUGCCGGGGGAGGCAUUGUGGUGGCGGCAGCAUCGGGCACCUGGCCAGCAGCGUGAGGGAGGAGGGAGCCUGUGGGCCCCAGCAUCGGAGGAUGUCGGGCAGAGGGUUUCCCACCUGGGAGAGGAGCAGCAGCAUCGGGCAGACAGGCAAGGCGAAGGCCACAGCGCAGCCCUCUGACAGCAUCAGUGUCCGGGGCGUCUCCUACAUUGUCAGAGAACGUGUUGGCCCAUGGUGGAAUGUUUCUUUAUAUCAUAAAAAAUGGACCCGACAAAUACUUAAAGAUGUUUCAUUUCACAUAGAAAGUGGACAGAUUAUGGGAAUUUUAGGAAAUUCUGGAUCUGGGAAAACAACACUUCUGGAUGCAAUAUCAGGAAGACUGGGACAUGAAGAAAACUUCUUUGGUGAAGUUUAUGUGAAUGGGCGUCAGCUGAAGAAAGAACAGUUUAGAGAUUGCUUCUCUUAUGUGCCACAGAGUGACACUUUGUUAAGCUUCCUUACCAUAGAAGAGUCUCUGACCUACACUGCUUUACUAACUCUUCAGAAAUGCUCCAACAGCUUCAUCAAAAAGAAGGUAGAUGCAGUUAUGGCUGAGCUGAGUCUUAGCCACAUUGCUGACAAAAUAAUUGGAAGCCGUAUUUUUGUAGGAAUUUCUGGGGGUGAGAGGCGUCGUGUUUCAAUUGCAGCCCAGCUAUUACAAGAUCCCAAGGUCAUGCUCCUUGAUGAACCAACAACAGGGCUGGAUUGCCUGACUGCUAACCAGAUUGUCUCGCUGCUCUCAGAGCUUGCACACAGAGACAGGAUUGUGAUUAUUACAAUUCAUCAGCCUCGCUCAGAACUCUUCAGGUUAUUUGACAAAAUAGCUAUCAUGAGCUUUGGAGAAAUGGUUUUCUGUGGGAACCCUAUGGAAAUGAUCACAUUUUUUAGCAACUGCGGCUAUUCUUGUCCUGAGCAAUCAAAUCCUUUUGACUUCUAUGUGGAUCUGACAUCUGUGGACACCCGAAGCAAGGAACGUGAACUCGAAACCUACAGUAGGGUUCAGGUAAUUGUAUCAGCCUACAAAAACUCGGAGAUCUUUAGCAAAGUACUGGCAGCCAUUGAAAGAACAAAGUGUAUGAAAGAGCUGCCACCAAUACCAUUCAAAAACAGAGAGUCACCCAGUGCCUUUUACAAAUUAUGGAUUCUUUUACGGAGGACAACAAGAAACUUCUCGAGAGAUAAGAUGGGCAUCAUCAUGCGUCUCCUCCAGAAUUUGUUAUUUGGCUUGUUUGUAGCAUUUUUCCUUCUUAGACUAAGGAAUGACCUGGUAAAAGGAGCAGUGCAGGAUCGCGUGGGGCUUGUCUACCAGUGCGUGAGUGCCCCCCCCUACACAGGGAUGCUGAAUGCUGUUGCUCUUUUCCCACCUUUACGUGCUAUCAGUGACCAAGAAAGUAAAGAUGGCUUGUAUAAGAAAUGGCAAAUGCUUUUAGCUUAUAUAGUACAUUUCCUGCCCUUCAGUGUCAUCAGCGUGGCAAUUUUCAGCACCUUUAUAUACUGGACUGCAGGGUUGUAUCCCGAUGCUUCCAGAUUUGGAAUUUUCUUUGCUGUUGUCUUAGCAUCUCAUAUAAUUGGUGAACUACUAACACUUGUUAUACUUGGUGUGGUUCAAAACCCAAAUAUAGUCCAAAGCGGAGUGGUGCUACUUAAUUCAGCAGGUGUUAUAGCGGGAACUGGACUAGUAAGGACCAUUGAAGACAUGCCGACACCUUUUAAAAUUCUCAGUUAUCUUACCUUUCAAAAAUACAGCAGUGAGAUUCUUAUAGUCAAUGAAUUUUAUGGCUUAAACUUCACAUGCGGUGGAGCCAACAGUUCCACUGCAAUUAAUGCUGCAUGCAUUUUCUCUCAUGGCGGUCAAUUCAUUGAACAAAACUUUCCUGGUGCAUUGUCCUGGUUCACAACUGAUUUCCUAAUACUCUAUGCUUUUCUACCAGGACUUGUCAUUAUAGCAAUUCUGAGCUUCAAAAUAAGAGAGAGAAUCAUUAGCAGGCAAUAAAAAAAGUAGCUGUUCUAACAAUGUCUAAUACUACACUUUUAACUUUACUGUGGUUGAAGGCUUAAAUUGUUGGAUUUUAGAUAGAAUUUAAGUGAUUAUACCUAUAGAAACACAUUCAUCUUCUCAUGUGUGUUUCUAACUGGAUGUUUUCCAUCUUGAAAAACAACGUUCUCUUAGAGUGUGAAUGGCUUCCUGCUAUUGGUAUUCCCACCCCACUCCCUAAAUCAGCCGUAAUCAACAGUAUUACAUGUUUUAAAGGACUUUUUGACUUUUAUUUAGUCAGCUGCCAAUUUUUAACAAUGUAGCAAUGGUGCUCUAAUUUUUUUCCCCCACUGUUUUGUUUUUCAACCAUUACCAAUAAGCAGAGGGGUACAGUGGUUAGUAAAUCUUUUUUCUAGAAUUGCAUUUUAAUUCCUAUGCUUUGUUUUGAUACCAUUUUGGGGAUAUGUAGAAAGGGAACAAACCAAAUACGCGUAAAGACAGAAUUAAGAAAUCACUCCACUUUAAUCUUAUGUGUAUUAUACAAUCAAUGAGUACAGAAUCUUUAAGCAAUAUAAAAGUUCCCUAUAGUGUUUUUGUCUUGUAAAUGAUGGUAAAUCAGAGAAGACAUUUAUAUCUGUUCCUUCUUUUCAUUCUCAAGUUCUAAACCUUGUUUUGGAAGCAGUUUGUGAAUUACUAGAACAAAUUUUUGUUAAUAAAAUGUCAAUUUAACUAGGGGGAAAAAAAAAAGUUGUUUGCUGGUUCUUGGAAGCAAUGCAGUUUGCAUCUUUGGAAAUUAUUCUUAUGGGCUCACUAACAUCCCAAAGAGUCUAAUUUAUCCAUUUAAUAAAUAUAAGGACCUCUCAAAAUUGAGAGCCUAACAGACACAGAAUUCCUAAAUUUUAUAACUUUUCAUGUUCAGUGAAGAAGUUAUU